CGGAACCCCGCCCCAUCCCUUUCUCUUUCGCCUUUGAUAUUCACUCGCGACCUGCUUUGCCUUCGCCUCGCCGUUUGCUACCGCCUUGUCUGCCCAGCAUGGGUCACGAGGCUGUCUGGAAUUCUCACCCUAAGGGCUACGGUCCAGGCUCCCGCACCUGUCGGGUUUGCGGAAACUCAUGCGGAAUGAUCCGAAAGUACGGCAUCAACACUUGCCGUCAGUGCUUUCGCAUCUACUCCAAGGAUAUUGGCUUUGUGAAGUACCGCUAAAUGGACGACGGAGGUUUUUUUUCGAGGGUUAUUACUAGUGUUUCGGAGGUCUCUGUGUGCCUGUAAAACUCUUUACAUAAAGCAGUUUGCGGUUUUGUGGCCUUAACUAUUUUGAA
Physcomitrium patens is the source of this 385-nucleotide messenger RNA. RefSeq names its product small ribosomal subunit protein uS14z/uS14y/uS14x. Gene Ontology annotation, molecular function: structural constituent of ribosome; zinc ion binding. The record is from RefSeq and is a predicted model, not a curated record. Lineage: Eukaryota; Viridiplantae; Streptophyta; Bryopsida; Funariales; Funariaceae. Gene Ontology annotation, biological process: cytoplasmic translation. Gene Ontology annotation, cellular component: ribosome; cytosolic small ribosomal subunit.